This is a messenger RNA of Lotus japonicus, 3150 nucleotides long. Its product is annotated as chaperone protein ClpB1. Gene Ontology annotation, biological process: cellular response to heat. The coding region runs from base 254 to 2983 and encodes 909 amino acids. Lineage: Eukaryota; Viridiplantae; Streptophyta; Magnoliopsida; Fabales; Fabaceae. The transcript has 7 exons. The record is from RefSeq and is a predicted model, not a curated record. Gene Ontology annotation, cellular component: cytoplasm. Gene Ontology annotation, molecular function: ATP binding; ATP hydrolysis activity.
ACGAGAAACAGAAACGAACGGAGAAGUCUAGUAGCUUCUGGACUUGUGGCGCAUUCACUGAGAAACCUCGAGAAACAUUCAGACGCAUCGUCUCCGUUAACAAAUACAAGCACCUCUCGUUUCCACUCUCACCGCUUCAAUCAAACAACGCACAAAUCUUCAUUCUCACACCGCCAUCACUCACUCGUUUGCUUUCCUGGUACCCUUUUCUCGCUAGCAAGACCUUUCAUCUUUCACAAACAAAGUUUUGGAAAUGAAUCCUGACAAAUUCACCCACAAGACAAAUGAAGCUCUUGCUGGGGCUCAUGAACUGGCAAUGAGUUCUGGACAUGCUCAGAUGACUCCUCUGCACCUAGCAAGCACCUUGAUUUCUGACCCUAAUGGCAUUUUCUUCCAAGCAAUUUCCAAUUCCAGUGGAGAAGAAUCUGCACGUGCUGUGGAGAGGGUUUUGAACCAGGCUUUGAAGAAGUUACCUUCUCAGUCCCCUCCUCCUGAUGAGAUUCCGGCGAGCACGACGCUUAUUAAGGCCAUUCGGAGAGCACAGGCGGCGCAGAAGUCCAGGGGUGAUACACAUUUAGCAGUGGAUCAGUUGAUUUUGGGCAUUCUUGAGGAUUCUCAAAUUGGUGACUUGUUGAAGGAAGCUGGUGUGGCUGCUGCUAAGGUUAAAUCAGAGCUUGACAAGCUUCGUGGGAAGGUAGGGAAGAAGGUUGAGAGUGCAUCUGGUGAUACUACUUUUCAGGCUUUGAAGACUUAUGGGAGAGACCUUGUGGAGCAAGCAGGGAAGCUUGAUCCAGUUAUUGGGCGUGAUGAGGAGAUAAGAAGGGUUGUGAGGAUUUUGUCAAGGAGGACUAAGAAUAACCCGGUUCUGAUUGGAGAGCCUGGUGUUGGUAAAACUGCUGUGGUGGAAGGCUUGGCACAGAGGAUUGUUAGAGGGGAUGUUCCCAGCAAUCUUUCUGAUGUUAGGCUUAUUGCAUUGGACAUGGGUGCUUUGGUUGCUGGUGCUAAGUAUAGGGGAGAAUUUGAGGAGAGGUUGAAGGCAGUUUUGAAAGAAGUGGAGGAGGCUGAGGGGAAAGUUAUUCUGUUCAUUGAUGAAAUUCAUCUGGUUCUUGGUGCUGGUAGGACUGAAGGAUCGAUGGAUGCUGCCAACCUUUUUAAGCCUAUGCUUGCUCGCGGCCAGCUUAAGUGUAUCGGUGCCACAACGCUCGAGGAGUAUAGGAAGUAUGUGGAGAAGGAUGCAGCAUUUGAAAGGAGGUUCCAACAGGUUUAUGUGGCUGAACCUAGUGUGCCUGACACCAUUAGCAUCCUUCGUGGACUAAAAGAGAGGUAUGAAGGUCAUCAUGGUGUUCGGAUUCUGGACCGUGCUCUUGUUGUGGCAGCUCAAUUGUCUAGUCGGUACAUUACAGGGCGUCAUCUUCCUGAUAAGGCAAUUGAUUUAGUUGAUGAGGCUUGUGCAAAUGUGAGAGUUCAACUUGAUAGCCAGCCUGAGGAAAUUGAUAACCUUGAAAGGAAGAGAAUGCAGUUGGAAGUUGAACUUCAUGCUUUGGAGAAAGAGAAGGACAAAGCUAGUAAAGCUCGCCUUGUAGAUGUGAGGAGAGAACUUGAUGACUUGAGAGACAAGCUUCAACCUCUGAUGAUGAAGUAUAGAAAAGAGAAGGAGAGGGUUGAUGAGAUUCGAAGGCUCAAGCAGAAAAGAGAAGAGCUUCUCUUUGCUGCACAAGAGGCUGAAAGACGAUACGAUCUAGCCAGAGCUGCUGACCUGCGAUAUGGUGCAAUUCAAGAGGUGGAAUCUGCAAUUCAGCAGCUCGAAGGGAGCACUGAUCAGGAGAACUUAAUGUUGACAGAAACUGUUGGUCCAGAUCAAAUAUCUGAGGUUGUGAGCCGCUGGACCGGUAUUCCAGUGACAAGGCUUGGCCAAAAUGAGAAAGAAAGGUUGAUUGGACUUGGUGAUAGACUGCACAACAGAGUUGUAGGGCAAGACCAGGCUGUUAAUGCUGUUGCUGAGGCUGUAUUGAGAUCAAGAGCUGGACUCGGGAGACCUCAACAACCAACUGGUUCAUUCCUGUUUUUGGGUCCAACUGGUGUUGGCAAAACUGAACUUGCAAAGGCUCUUGCUGAGCAACUGUUUGAUGAUGAAAACCAGUUGGUGAGGAUUGACAUGUCUGAAUACAUGGAACAGCAUUCUGUCUCAAGACUGAUUGGUGCACCACCAGGGUAUGUUGGACAUGAGGAAGGUGGUCAGUUAACUGAAGCAGUGAGGCGUAGGCCUUACAGUGUGGUACUUUUUGAUGAAGUGGAAAAGGCACACACAUCUGUUUUCAAUACACUUCUUCAAGUUUUGGAUGAUGGAAGAUUAACUGAUGGGCAAGGCCGUACUGUGGACUUCAGAAACACUGUCGUUAUCAUGACCUCAAACCUUGGAGCAGAGCACCUCCUAAGUGGACUUUCAGGAAAAUGUUCCAUGCAAGUUGCUCGUGAUAAAGUAAUGCAGGAGGUGAGAAAGCAUUUUAGGCCAGAAUUGUUGAAUCGGCUUGAUGAGAUUGUAGUGUUUGAUCCUCUUUCACAUGAGCAAUUGAGGAAGGUUGCAAGGUUACAAAUGAAGGAGGUUGCUAGUAGACUUGCUGAGAGAGGAAUAGCCAUGGCAGUAACAGAUGCAGCAUUAGAUUAUAUACUUGCUGAGAGCUAUGAUCCUGUUUAUGGUGCUAGACCAAUUAGGAGGUGGCUUGAGAGGAAAGUGGUGACAGAGCUUUCCAGAAUGCUUAUAAGGGAUGAAAUUGAUGAGAACUCAACAGUGUACAUCGAUGCUGGCACCAAGGGUAGUGAGUUGGUCUACCGUGUAGAGAAGAAUGGUGGGCUGGUUAAUGCUGCAACUGGUCAGAAGUCUGAUAUCUUGAUUCAGAUACCUAAUGGACCAAAAAGUGAUGCUGCUCAAGCUGUGAAGAAGAUGAGGAUUGAGGAAAUUGAUGAUGGUGAGAUGGAAGAGUGAAUUUUGUGACAACUGUAAUUAGGUUUGAUGAAUGGAGUGUCUCUCAAGUAUUUGCUCCUUGUAAACCUGUUUUUUUGUCUGUUUUUCUAAGUGGUUGUGAUGGAAGAAUGAGAAUCUAAUGUAAUAGCUGUCUUUUCUUUAAGCAAUAAAUUUUGUUGCUGUACAAA